AUGAAGCUGAUUUCUGGUGCUGUCGUCGAAGGUUGGAAAUGGGGCCAAGGUGGUGGACCUGAUAAAGAAUGGACUGAUACAGUUACUCAUUACAGCGUUGAAUUCAGCCCAGAUGGUCGGCUGUGGACAGUAGUCAAAGAUGAAUAUGGCCUUCCUAGGGUGAGUUAUCACUGCCACACUUCCUCAUCAGAGGGUUUUAUGAAGGUUGGCGCGAAGUGGAAGCAGGAGGAGCAAAUGUUUAUUCGGAGGCCCCAAAACGUCGACGGGGAGGGCAACGGAAAAGUCAAAAAACAGUAGGUUUAUUAAGCAAAACAAAAACUUUGCAAGUGCGUCACGCGGUUUGGCUAUUUCGUCGUCGUCACUGUUCAAUUACGACUUGAAAUGACCAGAUUUUAUAAAAUUCUUUUUGAGGACGUUCACGGUAAGGCGAUAAUUUUUAUUCUACCUUUCUGAGCUCUAUUGCGAUUCUUUGUCUUCAGCUCUAGCUUAAUUUUUCAAAUUUUAAGAAACUACGGAGGAAGGUUUUUCAGUGACGUUUUUUAUAAUGACAUCUCCGUUGGCAGAUCGUAAGGUUUCUUAUUAACAGAGAGAAGACUACAGAAAAAAGGUCGGUCUCUCGACGCUCAAAUAUCGCUUGUCAAAAACAACAGACUGUCAUACGUUUAGUCAUAUAUUCGUAUGUUUCCUUUUUGCAGCAUUUUCGAGUGGAGAGGGAACACAAAUCCGUGCGAAAAAAUUACUCCAAAGCUAAAGCUCGGUACCAGGCUUUCGACCCUUUUCUUCACGCUCGAUUUUUUCGGCUAAAGAUUCGCGCAUGGCGAGGUCAUCAGUGUCUCACUUUGGAGUUGUAUGGAUGCGACUCAUGUGAGUAUAACUUUUUAGAAAAAUAUUAAGUUAUCUAUCUCCCCGCUGUGAAAACCUGCAAACAUCGAGUUAUGAAUCAACUCGGGAGGUUGCUGAAUACGAAAGAAGCGUUUUUCCAUUUGCAGACCAUGUAAUGUUACCCCGGGGAACUGCUUUUUUUCAAUAGUCGCGCGAUCCACGUGCAUAAGCUUGCAUAACUAACUGGAUAGUGCUUCUGAUUGGUUGAAGCAAAUUUCCCAAACGGCAUGACUAAUCAGAAGCACUACCCAGAUCUGGGUAGUAACACGUCAUCAGUAUGGAAUUUCUGCACUCGUUUCUCGGAGGUCAUUUCGGGAGGAAACCGUUGGUGCCGUCGCGACAAGUCGGCUAUUGAGAAUAUCACGUUGUCUGAAUUAGGAAAAUAUAGCCUACAAGCUAAAUCAGUCUAUUGUAUAGAGCAACUCUAGCCUCUUGACUGCUUAGAAAACCUCCCAAACUAAUCCAUAAAUCGGUAGUUCCAUCGCUAAGGCUUUUACUAUUUCUUUUAUGACAUAACUAAAGAGAAAAACAUUUCAAUCUACCUACUGGAGUUAUGGAGAGGGGGCACGCGUGCGUCUUCAUUUACGCUCGAUAAAGAAGAACAAUAUUUGUCUUUGAUUUAGUUUGUGCGAUGUUUUUCAUGUCUUUUUUAACGAAAAUAGUUUGUGUCUUGCCUUCGGGUAUUUCUGGUUAUAUAAUGUAGUAUCAUGGGAGAGUUUGAUGUUAACCAUUUAGGUCUUCUUCCCAUGUGACAGUCAUGUUGAAUCAGGGCUGUCAACUCUUUCGGAUAAUCCGGGAGACUCCAGAUUUUGAACCGUUUCUCCCGGUCUCCUGGUUAGAGUCUGAAAUCUACCGAAUAAUCGUCGAAAUUUGCCAUUUCUUGAAGAAUCGACUUUCUGACAAUAUAACUUCAAAUACCUUGCGUUGUUUGAGCUAUUUUACUGUUAACAUCGAACGUUUCCUCACAAAUUUCGGUAUGCCAUUCUAAUACAAGCAACAAUGUUAUUGGUGCGAAGUAAGCCAAUUAGGUCAAAUGUUACAAUUCCAGUAACAUCUUUUUCGCGCGUUUUUUUUUUCACAAAUAACGUCAUGUGACGUGUGAGUUAUGACGUCAUUUAUCAUGGUUGACAGCCCUGGUUGAAUUCUUGAUACUGCAAUUAGCUUUAUAAGAGUAANCAAUUAGGUCAAAUGUUACAAUUCCAGUAACAUCUUUUUCGCGCGUUUUUUUUUUCACAAAUAACGUCAUGUGACGUGUGAGUUAUGACGUCAUUUAUCAUGGUUGACAGCCCUGGUUGAAUUCUUGAUACUGCAAUUAGCUUUAUAAGAGUAAAAUUUGUGUGACUGCAAUCCCUUAUUUUACUUUGAAUUUGUUUAUAUGUUCCGCAAGACUGGGCAAUGGAAAACAAGCAACUCAUACAAAGGCAGAAGAGGAUCAACAUUGGUGAGUUUGACCUUUUAUUGUGUUCAAUAUCUUCAUGCACAGCUAGCUAAUUCGCACUGGCCCACUGAAGACUGUUAUUCGAAGACGAUAUAUUUCAGGCUUUUUUGGAAGAACCUUUUUGCGGUUUUGCUAACCUUAUAUAAUUCUAGUAAGCAUGUGUGCAGUCAAAUAACUACAUUUUACCGUGUCUAAUCAACAUAAUGGUCACAUAAAACCCGAAAUUUGGACAGAUGCGUGCACUAUGAUACUUUCUUUUACAUCUGAAGAGUCCUAUUCAUACCCAAACGUCCCAUGCAACACGUUGGGCAACGUUGUCCAACAUAAACGCUGGAUAAUUAUCUAGCAGACUUUAAAGCUGCGAGCAAACGGACACAGAAUUUCCCAACAUUGUUGGCCAGCAGUGUUGCGUCCAUUUGCACGGGGCUUUAGAUAGUGAUCUUUUUCUUUUCACAUUUUUUGUCUUUUAACAGAGCAUUGUCAUUAUCUCCAGCCAAUAGAAGUGAAAUACUGGCAACUGACACCUGGUUCUGCCGUAAGUUAACCAUUAUUAAACAUGAAGAUAUUGAUGAUUUGUUUAGUUCUUCGCGCGUUGCCUACUUUUGCCUUACUUCACAAUGUACUCUACAGUAAACCAUAAACAUAACGUAAAGCAACUACGGUCAAACCUCCAUGCGCUACCACUUCUCGUAAGCGGCCACCUCCCAUAAGCGACCACACAUAUCCAAAGACCAAAAUGUUUUCAAUCAAAACCCCAGCUAUGAUUAGAACCUUUCGUAAGCAACCUCGUCUCUUACCCAACCACUUUUGAGUUGACCGUUUUUUCAUUUUUCCAUGAUUGUUUUAAGCCUCUUGUAGGCGACAAAGUUGACACAUUGUCUAACGAAUGUUUGCUCACUGAAUGUACUACGCUAUUCACACUAUAAAGAACGCUCCUCUUCAAGUAGUAGAUAUGGUGGGACCUCUUUUGGGAGGAGACCCCCUGUAAUUCGAUUCUCGUUAAUUAGACUGCCAGCAGUCUCUAUUUUUCUUCAGAUUUAGUGAGGGGUGUGCACAAGCGCGCUAGCAUCGAAGAAACGAGGGCAUCCCUCACCCGGUUUGGGUCACCUGCGGUAAAAGAAACAAAGGAGAUGUUCUUAUACAAGUUUCUAUGAUUGUGUGACUAAAAAGGUCUCUAGUCUUAAACAGGGUAGCGAUUGGUAAACGCACUUUCUUCGUCUUAAACAUGGUUAGGGUGUAAAGGUCUGGUCGGCAUAUCUCCACCCAAAGUUGCCUUUAUUGCCCCGCCCAGUUUGGGUGACAUCCUUUGUGGCAAUUUGUCGAACGACCUUUGUCACGCGGAGGUCACUUUGUCAGUCAGGAGAUUUAAAAAGCUUUGUUUAUGCACGGCUAGCUUCGUAGAGAGAACGAGGCUAGCCGUGCAAAAACAAAGCUUUUUAAAUCUCCUGAGACAAAAUGGCCUCCGCGUGACAAAGGUCUUUGCAUGAUUAGGCCUUUAAACAUCUACUACCAUGCAGGCUUCCACAAGAAAUUAUGGAAAAUGGGGACUCGGUUCAGAAAUGAAAUGGUGCGUGGCUAAAAACAGACCCAAAGAUUCAGGAUGGCUCGAGUUUGAUCUUCUCUAUCCGCGAUUCAUUUCAAGGAUAGUAGUUACCUCAACAAGUGUUCCUGAAAAAGAGGAACAAGACAUGGAUUUUAGCCAAAUAUAUGUAAGCCUGGAUGGAAGGGAAUGGAAAUCUUUUGGGGUAAGUUACUUUUUCUGUAUUCACCCCAUAAAAGGGUAUCCAAAUUCCGUAAUCGGAGCAAUUUUUGCUAGUGGAAUCCGAAAGACGAGAAAUUGAGUUGUUGAACCCGAAAUCCUGAGCUUUGGAAUCAGCAGGACAGCUCAAGGAAUCCAGAAUCCCGACUUCCACACAUAAAGAAUGCAGAAUCUAGUACCUGCAAUCCGGAAUCCACGGCGUGGAAUCCAGCAGAAAAUAAGGCUGUCUUCCAAUUGGAUUCCCUUACAUGGGACGAUCUGUAUUUUACCAGACAGUAGUAAGCUUAAGCAACGAGAGCGCUGACGUCCCGAAGGUCAUGAAUAGCAACCAGAAGUUGGAUGUCUCGCUUGAUGGAACACUUUGGUCGCACACAACCAAUCUGAAUGCCUUUGUUUUAACUCCCGCUGUACGGAAGAGAGGAAAUAUCAACUUCCGGUUGACAUGUUUGACGUCCGGGACGUCAACGUUCUCGUUGCUUAAGGUCCCGGAAGACGGCUUGCCUAGGGUUCCUUACUCAAAACUAUCUCGCAUGUCUUAAACGUAGAGACUUAAAGCCACCUCACCUCUUUCCAGGUUCAUAGAGCAGCCGUACAUUUUUUUAUAACUCGUCCGGUUUACUGCCAGGCUUCAGCUUGGGGUGAGGGUAUGCUCCCUUAAAUUUAAGCCAUAGGGGUAUGUCCCACCCAUAGGGAAAGAGUUUUGCGUCGUUUCGGUCUGAAAACGGGUUUAAACUUUGCCCAUUUUCUACUGCAAGUGAGUGUAGUUUUCGAGGGAACUACUGGAGUGUGUGACUAAAUUAGUAAGAAAGAAAGAGUAAUUUGCGAACUCGAAUUAAGUAUUCAAUGAAGUCUUUUUGUCACGUUCUAAUCUAAGUAACGAUGACAAACGGGUAUGGGUCUUAGAGGCCAUGUCUGAAAACAUGUGUGAAAAAUGACUGUUUGGUCUGAAAUAGGGUCAGGAUUUGGAGAAUCAGGUGGAACACCUGCACUAAGAAUUCCCAGGAGUACCCCCGUGCCUAUUCUUACAUACGUGAUCUGUCCGUCGCACUUAAAUCAAAAUUUCUGAGGUGUAAGUUUUAGGGUUUUUACUGAUUACCCGACAAUUGCAAGAAAAAAUAAUGGAAUGACAUGGGUGGUGAGGUCAGUUUGAGUUGCAAGAACCAGAAUUCGAGUUAUGCCAUGGACCAGUAUGGCUCAUCAAGGGGGGAGGGGAUAUAUCUAGUCGCUUCUUGCCUUAGAAAUCAGGAUAAGCUAUGCCCUGAUGGGCCCCUAGACGUGUAUGCAAACUUAGAUCCCGUUUGCAUACUGGUCUGCUCACAUUGUUACACUGAAAAGAACUUGCAAGGGUCCGCCUUUCGUUUACAGGGAACCCGCGGAACAAUGCAAGUUUUUGAACGGCAAAGUGUGCAAGUUUAAUUUCUUAUCUGAUCAGAAGAAGGUCAAAGUUUUUACCGGUACGGUUUCACGUUUACACGGACUCGUGUAAACACGUCAACCAUGGAAGUUUUUGCACAGUUUGCGCGGUAAAAGCCUGGAGCCUAUAGGAUAGCCACGCGCGUUCGAUUGAAAAAAGCCAUAGGAAUACUAACACUGUCAAAAUUUUUACGCAGUCGUGUUAACCGUACUGUAACAGAAUUUGCAGCGUAGUCCCGUGUAAAAGAGUUGCACAGGUAAAAAAUCCGUUCGUUUAAAAAUCCCGGACUCUGGUAAACAAGGUCUUAACCUCACAUUGUUAACAUUCCUUUUCAGAAAGGAAUUUCCUUGUCAUUGGAAGGAAUCUACUACCAUGAGCGCAUUGAUGCUGUCAGAUAUAUACGAAUUUUUACUCACCUGAUUUCUUACUUCUCUACCUGCGUACGAUUGCAGUUGUUUGGCUGCUCGGGUAAGCUGUAACUAUAUAAAUGAGUAAAUAAAUAAAUAAAUAAAUUUAAAUAAAAAGUAGUGCGGUAGGGAUGUUUUUAGUCGUUUUUUUGGCUCAGGAUUAUGCAGUGAGCAAGUUCCAUACAAGGUCUAUGUCACGGCGUUUUCACGUAUCCGUAAAUUAAAAAAAAAAACAUUUCAAAGCACUUUUUCCCCCGCAAUUUUUUUUUUAAAUUCCAUGCUUUUUACACACAUUACAAAAACAUAGAAACUUAAAAAUACAGAAGAAAUUCACUUAAUACAAAAGAAACAAAAUGAAUUAACAGGAUAUUGCGUAGAAUAAAUUUUUUCCUUUUGUUUUUUGGAAUCUGUUUAUAUUGGAUAUUUUUCCCGAGAAAAUGGACUCCCCGCCUUUGUCAGUGAGCGCAUUCGAAGUUCAAUGGAACCCCGCCUUAUGCACCUAUCAAUAUAAAUCCCGUGAGGGGGGAGUGCGGGCAAGGGGCGGGGAUUUGAUGCUUGAGACUAUACCCCUGUCGGGCUUUUGAUCGUGCGAAGCGACCCCGGGGUUGGGACAUUUGACUUUGACCGACAGAAGCCUGGUAUCAAUUCAGAAGCGGUUACCAAGUCCGUCCCUCGAGGCUUUCUGAAAGUCACCCUGUUGGAGAAGGGUAUGAAGUUAAUAAUGUCUAUUUUGAGAAAGGUUUUAUCUUCAAGUUCCCAUCUGAUUGUAUAACUCGAUUGAAAUCGAAUUCCACCAUGAAAGUCAGAGGAUUUUUUACGGGUCACUGAUCCGACCUGUUCCGACAUCUUGAGCAGAUGUUAUAAAGCAUUUUACGUUUCAUUAAUAUUAUAAUAGCACAGUCAAUCUUCCUGGAGUGAUUUUGUUGUUCAAAAUAGGAGAUGCUAGUGGAGAGAGAAAAUACUUAAUUACAGCGAGUAAUUUAACGGAGCUUACGUUAACCAAAAAGAAAAGCAUUAAGAACGUACUUUUGAAAUAUUCUUUUAAUUUGUUUUAUAUAGUGUCAUAGUAUUCUUUGUUUAGAUUUUUUCCCCUGGGGUGGGGGCUUUUUUGACCCUUUUGAUCAACCUUUCGUUUCCCCCCCUGGGGAAUUUGAUCAAAAAAUUUCAAAAUUUGUCAAAUCCCCACCCCUUGCCCGCACUUCACCCUCACGGGGUUUACAUUGAUACGUGCAUUACGACCAACCCGUUUAUACGACCACCGUGUUAAUACGACUAUAUUCUUUAAACCCAAAAGAAAAAAACAAGGAGUCAUUUAUUUUUUUUGAAGACCCCGUUAAUGUGAUCACCUAGUUAUUACGACCAGGAUUUUAUGGCCCAGCUGUGGUCGCCUUAACGGGGUUCCAGUUGAAGAGAUAUGAAAAAAUAAAACUUAACGUAAUUAAAAGAUAAAAAAAAACCCUUUUUUCAGGUCUAUAGGUCCGCUGACUGGUUUGUGAAACUUAAAAGAUAAUUUGCAUUCGAGCCAAAUUUGUUGUAAAAAUUAACUGAUUGCCGCGACACGCUAACAUGGCAGGCAUUCACUCUGAGUUAGUUGAAAUCUCAUUUAGAUACAUCGCAUACUAUGUUAGUUUUUUUUUUUUUUUUACAGGUUUUUAGUUAUUUUGAAUCGAUAGGGUUAUAUCCUUAUUUAGUCAUGACGAAGUCAUGAAUUAUUUUUCCUCGUAAGGACAUACCCUUGUUUAGACAUGACGAUGGCCUCAGUCGACUAAGAAUUUAAACUUCGGUUUUCAUUGGCUGAAUUAAUGCCGAGUAAGCGCCAGCCUCUCUGUCAUUGAUAUGCACGAGUUACGCAACUAAUAUCAGUGAAUCGGAUCCGGAACAAUGUUAGGGGCAAGAAAUUAAGGCCCCGUCCAUACGUAUCCUGAUAUUUUUAAAUCCGCAACUUUUUCUUUGCGGAUAAAGCUUCCGUUCACACAUAUCCGAUGAAUCCACGUACGAAUCCGCAACUUUUUGAACAGUGGAAAGUUUUUAAUACGCUAUGACUCCGGAAUCGUGUGGACGCUAAAUCCAGAUAUUUUUACCCGAUUGCGUAACAAGAUCGAGCCCAGUUCUUUACCGUGAAAGGUCAAGAUGCAAAUUUCGCGCGCUUUACGACGCAUGCUCUGUUGCCCAUAUUCCCAGAGGAGUCCUAGGUACGAGAAUGAAUCCGGAUACGUGUGGACGUGGAAAUUUUUGAAUCCGGGAAAUUGUUUGAAUUUAAGAAUUUCUGGUUAGAAUAUUGAUUAUUUCUGUUUGGCUCAGGCAGCUUCAGAACAUGGGCGUUGAAAGUGAAAUUCCUACCUUUCCAGCUGAUCUGGAUAUACUUUGUGACACGUCGUUCUUUACAAAGUCACUGAAAUUUAAUUGUCAAAAUGUUAAUUAUAAUUUCAUGUUUACACACGAAUGUUACCAACCGGAUGCUUGCAGAUCAGCGCCAGGCGUUUUUCGGAGAACUAGUAACAACAACAGUGUUAUACUCUCUCUUGUGUGAUCUUGAAACGUUUCUUUUUCUGAACGCCAUUUUACUGAUUUCAAACCCUUUGCCAUAAAUCUGAGGAACGAUCGGUUGGAAAGGAAAAUUUCAUAAGGGAAGCCAAAACUCGGCAUUUAUUUGAUUUUAAUACACAUCUGAUUCAUGGCACUGUUCUUAUUGGUGACGAGUUUAACAUAAAAAAACAUAAAUCUUAAAAAUGUAUCAUUUAUGUACAACAGUGACAAUGCACUAACAAGUUACGAACUGCAUUAUUAUACAGAUGAGGUGCAGUCGCUAGGGCUGUGGAAUGAUAAAGGUAGAGUCAAGUUUUCUGGAGUGACAUUGUUUCAACGUUCGUCGUCCGCCACACCUCAGCAAAUACGCCUCGUCAAGCCUGGACAAAGUCUGUCUUGUUUUCUGGUAUGUUUAUAAGAGGAUGAUUUUUUAUAGAUAAUAGAGAGAAUAGACCUUUUUACCGGUAGGGCGGCCAUAUUGAAUUAAUUCGAUUUGAGGAGUAUUAUAGGAUGCACAGGGGCUUGAGCACAUUUUGUUUGUAUUUUCGAGCGCUUUUCGGGACAUUUUUUCUUAAAGUUUUCUUACAGUAAGAUUGUAAUGGGGAAAAAGAUCCUUGUGCCGUGUUUGGAUGUAAUAAUGAUCGCCUUUCUCCCGAGAAAUAUACAGUGAAAGACCAUAUUUCUACUGAAUCUCUAUAAUAUCUUAGAAUCUUUUGUAGAUAGUCGCGGCACAUUUUUUUCUCAUUUUUUAUUAAGGCCUAAGCCCUAAGCCGAAGGCCCUAAAAUAGGUUACAUGAUUGUUUUUUGGGUCAGAUGUCUAAGUUAGGGUGCGUCAAACCAAUCAACUGAAUCAGAUCAGUAAUAAAUUUUCCCCCGAACGAGGCCAAAUAAACAUUAUCACACAAUUUUUAAAUUUAUUAGUUUAGUUUGUCACAUGUGAAGAUCAACGUGUGUCCUGGAGAAGUUCUUCAGACGUUCUUUUCGGACGGUCCAAACUAACUCGGACGAACCUAACUAAUAAAAAGUGUUAGCCAGAAGCCGAACUUUUAAUUUCCUGAACUUUACACACUUAGUUUGGUUCGUCUCAUGAAAAGUUCGACGUUUGGCCUAGGCCUAAGGCUCCCCUCAUGUCAAUGACAGAAUGGCGUUGCCCUUACAAACCUCAUACUCAGGGAUUUUCCCCUAGAAAGUAUGACGGGCGGAAAUACUGACUAUUGUUUAACUCAGUUGGAAGAGCGCCAGUCUACUGAACAAGAGAUCGAGAGUUCAAAUCCCGGCCGGACUCAAGAUCCUUAAAUAACUGAGAAGAAAGUGCUGCUUUUGUUAUGACAUCUGCAAACCGUUAGACUGUCUAGUCUUCUAGGAUAAGGAGGAAAAACCGUAGGUCCCGUCUCACAGCACUUUUACUCUUCUGAUUCUUAUGGGACGUAAAGGAACCCACAUCAUCGUUCAAAAAGAGUAGGGGACAUAGACCCGGUCAUGUGUCCAAACUUUCCUGGGCUGGGUGAGUUAUCUGUAAAAAGAUAUCUUAAUAGGGUGAUAACCUCAUNAGCCAGAAGCCGAACUUUUAAUUUCCUGAACUUUACACACUUAGUUUGGUUCGUCUCAUGAAAAGUUCGACGUUUGGCCUAGGCCUAAGGCUCCCCUCAUGUCAAUGACAGAAUGGCGUUGCCCUUACAAACCUCAUACUCAGGGAUUUUCCCCUAGGAAGUAUGACGGGCGGAAAUACUGACUAUUGUUUAGAUCAGUUGGAAGAGCGCCGGUCUACUGAACAAGAGAUCGAGAGUUCAAAUCCCGGCCGGACUCAAGAUCCUUAAAUAACUGAGAAGAAAGUGCUGCUUUUGUUAUGACAUCUGCAAACCGUUAGACUGUCUAGUCUUCUAGGAUAAGGAGGAAAAACCGUAGGUCCCGUCUCACAGCACUUUUACUCUUCUGAUUCUUAUGGGACGUAAAGGAACCCACAUCAUCGUUCAAAAAGAGUAGGGGACAUAGACCCGGUCAUGUGUCCAAACUUUCCUGGGCUGGGUGAGUUAUCUGUAAAAAGAUAUCUUAAUAGGGUGAUAACCUCAUGAUCCUCCUUCAGGAGUAGUAAUGGCUACCAGUUAACAGUGUAUAUGUAUGAGUAGUAAUGGCUACCUUUAUGUACCUUAUGUGUGUGUGUAUUAAUAAUCAAAGUUGCUUUCAAGCAAGUCUUUUAUCAUAUGGCUACAAUAUUACGCGCGCUCUGAUUGGCUGCUAAGCAGGCAUUAUGCCAAGGCAUAUACAAUUUGUGUUUAACUUGAUGUUGGACAUCCUUGUGAACUUCCAUGUUAUGGUCAAUUGACAGCUGUCAGAAAGAGUAUCCGCUAAGCAUUGUCACAUGACUGUAUCGUGGGCUCAAGUGUACAACUCAUUGAGAUGAUGUGUCUUUAAAGUUAUCCGCUUACUUGUUAUUGGUUUAAAUUGAUCGCAGGCUCAGUUCCACGAAAAUAAGGCCAUAAAAUAAAUAACUUAUUGUGACGCUACUUACAGUUAAUAAGUUGUAUAUAAUUUUUUACAGAAUCAUGACAAUGUUAGGUGGAUUGAGAUUGACAUGCGCAAAGUUUUUGCCGUCACACGGAUUAUUUUUCUUGGAGCAAAGUCAGAUGAGAGAGGAAAGGAAUGCCUUAAAAGCAAGUCUGCCAAGCUAGUGAACAUUCAUUACUCCAUCGAUGGUCGAAUAUGGAGCCUAUUUGGAACAUACAACCAAUUAUCCGGGGAUAAGUCAAACAUGGUAAAAUUGUAGACAUUAAAUUUUUAACUCAUCUCAGUGUGAUUAAUUUGAAAUUUGUUUAAACAGUUGUUAAAAAUGAGGGUUACUAAUUAUAAGCUGUGUGCAAAUUCAUAAGGAAAUCUGAAUGGUUUUUUGCCUGGACCCACUAAAUCCGAAAUUUUACAACAAUUACUGCAUAUUCCCGCAGUAUAUACUCGCACGGCUUAUUUUUCGGCAGUCUUUUAGCUCAUUUUUGAGACAGAAUCCAUUAAGAAAAUGAGAAAUUUAUAUAUUUUCAGCGGGCAAAAACCUUGUUCCUGAAUAAUUUACAAUUAAAGCAUAUUGGAUUCUUCUUUACACUCUCCAAGGGCUAUAGAUUUAAUAAGUUAUAUGUAACAACACAAAAAUAAUUCUGAUGGGAGCCCGAACAAACAAAUUUCAGAAGCUUCAAAUUCUUAUGCAAGAAAGUUUACGUGUGUUUUCUCAAUUGCUGUGAAAUUUGAAAGUUAUUUUUCUCGGGCUCCCAAUAAGAAAUUGUCUACAGCCAACUUAGUAUCUAUAGAUAGCUAUUUUUGUCGAAUUAGUAUAAAAGAGAAUGCGAUAUGGCUUAAAAUAUCCUGGUGCAAGGUUAUAAUUUUUGUAUACUGAAAAUUAAAAUUACUCAAUUUCCUGGUCGAUUCCGUCAGCUAAUAACUAACAACUGUUUUGUUUGAAACUGUUGUGUUUAGGGUCUUAAUAUACACUUCGAAGAAAAGUACGGGCCCGGGUGUUUUGCGAUGUUGGAUAUAAUGCCUACGAUAUACGCCAGACAUAUCCAUUUCUAUCAGAGGGCAAGACCAAAGACGUCUGGGGUAACUGAAUGCCUAGCUUUAGACAUAUUUGGAAAUGAACCAGGUAAUUUUUUCCGAGAUUUGGAAUUUUGUAUACUAAAUGUAAACACAAUGACUCUUUAUAAAUUUAAACUUACUUAAGACAUGCAAACACAUUUAAACGAACCAAUGAUAUCAUACAAACUGACAAAACAAACACUACCUAUCGCUAUUUACAAACUCAAAAAGUGCUAAACUGACAUGAUUGACUUCAGGUUUCAACUGCUCUAUAGGAAAGAUCUUUCUAUAUAUUUUAAGUCGAUAAUAAAUAAAGAAGAACUGGUGGCCUUGCUGUUUUUACAAUAUUGCUAUAUUUCAGAAUUGGCGAAAAUCUUUUACACAUGACAUGACAUCUUUUGCACAUGACAAAUGGUCCUCGAAGUUAGAGAAAAUAUUUAUUAACUGUAGAUGAUGAUCGAUCCGCACUGAGUAAAUAGAUUUCUUGUGAUUUUGCCUGUGUUGUUAGGAAAUCCCCGGCCAUAUUACGGAAGAAGAAAACCAGGUACUUGAAAUUUUUUCUUGCUAUUUCAUUGUCACUCGUCCUUGGCUAGUUGAGCACACACGUCUUAUACUACCCAAUGGUAUAUAUGGGCAUAAUUCAGCCUAGUCCCUAGGCGGUAUAGGUUCCGUCAAGGGUACGUCAAUCCUAGACUAGACCCUACUAAGAGCUGUGACGUCACCUUGAGAGACUCGCCGAGGUUCUCUCUCCCACCCUUUCCCAGACUUAGCUCGGGCAACGGGUAAAGAGAAAACGCCUAAGGACGAGGCUGUGGAUAACUGUUUUGUGAAUCCUCACGUAAAUCAACAUCAACAUCAUCAUCGCCUUCACGUCAUCAUCAUCAUCAACAUCAUUAUCACCAAUAUCGCUUUCACAUCAUCAUCGUCAUCAUCAUCAUCGCCUUCACAUCAUCAUCAUAACCAUCAUCAUCAUCAACAUCAUCAUCACCAGUAUCGGUUCACAUCAUCAUCGUCAUCAUCGUCAUUAUUAACAUUAUCAUCACCAAUAUCGCAUUCACAUCAUCGUCGUCUUCGUGAAUAUCAUGAUUAUCAUCAUCAUCUUCAAAAUCAUUUUUAUUAUCGUCAUCACCAUAAUCAUCAUCGUCGUCAUCAUCACGUCAUGACUUUUUGUGUCUUUUCUCAGGUUGCAAUUCUCCACUUGGAAUGGAAUCUAAGAAAAUUAAAGACUCACAAAUCAAAGUUUCGACAUUUAGUACCUCAAGAUUUGAUACGAGGGCCACCAAUGCUCGCCUUAACAGCAAUGGGGGAUGGUGUGUGAAAACAAUGCUCACUUUCUCAAAAAAGGAGAAAAAGUUUCAUAUACCUAAUGAGUACUUAGGUAAGUAAACGCUGGAAAACAUCAAAAGCCAGUCAAUAAUUUUAGAAAAUUAAGGUGGCCGCUAUUGAAAAUGACCGACAGCGGUUUACUUUCGAAUUGUUUUCAGUGUUUUGACUCCGACACAAACCUGAAACUAUAUUGCUGUCGUCGUUUUAGUAUCUUAAACUUCUAAACGAUUUGCUAGUUAUAUUAUCUUCCAUUGGAACGGAAUGAGACAAACACUGAUGACUGAUCAGGAAAAAAUUCCUAAUAAAGAAUUUUUGAUAAAGAAAUUCUUUGACUAAAAAACAUUUUCGAAAUGUUCGGUCCAGUGAGCAGCUUAACUGACAAAUAUGACAUACAAUAAGACGACAUAUUUGAAUGAUAAAUGAUCGAAACUCUCCACACGCCGCACAUCACUGUUCACCUUACUGCUUAAUCGUGUCUAUAACCUAAAUGUCAGUUUCCGCGCAGGUUUUCGCUACGUUUUUCAAGGAGGUCAUUCUCGACCCCAGUGCUUACGGGUUUGGGAAUACGCGCGUAAGCUCUGGGAAACUCUGCGCCGGAGUAGCCAAAAUCUGGCUAUUAGAGCCUCACGGCGCAUGCUCUUUGAUCCAACCAAAACUUUUUGCUUCUUUUAUAUCUGCUUCAUAGCGAAAGUCUUGUGCUGCUUCGGUAUUAGAACUGAAGAAAUUCAGUUAACGGCCUUGAAGAAUUUUCAGGUAUCCAAAGCUCUUGUGGUAACUGCUGAGAAAAUACCGUUAAACGUUCCCAAUCACAGAUUUGAGACUUGAAGUUUGCAUAUGCUUGACAGUUAAUUUUAAAAAUAUUUCUGUGGACUACUUCGAAUUCACGAGGCGGUAAGUGAAACCCGAAUGGCUUGUUGAGAUAAACGUAUGUCGAAAUUCCAAUAAAACUUUCCAAAAUAUAAAUGUAGCGUCCUUUUAUUUAUGUUUUUUCAAUUCUGCCUAAUUAGUCUUGCAAAUGUUGUUUUGGAAUCGCUGAAAUCAAGAAUUGGCCGGUCGUGUUUACUUCAACAUUUCCGGGAAAAACCCGCUCACACGCCAGACACGCCGCACGUUCAACCUCUCUCGUGCAAACAUGAAUGCACCAAUCAGAAACACUUUUAUUGUUUUUUGCUGAAACCAGUCAGAGACAAUCUUGCUCCUGGGUUCCUCAGAGCUCGUGAUCUCUCUCUUCCACAUGCCCAGAAGAGCUCUGGGUCGAGAUUGCAAAGAGGUUUAAUACUACGAUCUGAUACCCUCUUAAAUAAACCGUGUGACGUUAAGCAACUUUAACGCAAACAGCUUUCCUAACAAGAAAGAAAAAAAUUGUUUAGUUUGGUCAUUUGCGUAAUAAAUUUCAUUUUGCUUGUAAGAAUGCGGCCUGUCUGCUGCAUCUUUUUAUCGACGACGCUGACCUUUCAUGUUGUAUUUUGACAACUCAAAUUCCCAAACUUAUCAAACCUUCGUCAGGAAUGGCCACCUUUUUCUUUUCCUCUGACUAUCCUCAGAAAUCGAUCUGCUCUCGGAGAAGUUCAUCGAUGGAUUUGCAACUCAAGGUCACUCAAGCUAUAGCAAUGGACGCUGGGUCACUGGAUAUGUGGUGCAUUACAGUCUCAAUGGGUUUUCAUGGGAUGUUAUCAGUGCCGAGGAACGCGAACGAGUAAGUGGUUUCAUUCUGUACUAGAGCUGAGUCACCUAAGUGAUAACAUAGCUCGAUCCAUUCCUUGCCAAACUUGUUACUCAAUAGGCCCUUUACAACUUGGGGUCACGUGACCUGUGUCAUGCCAGUAGUACGGGAUAGACCCCACAAAUUCAAUACACUGAAAGAAGAUAAAGCGAAUAGUGGGUCCGUCAUUUACUUUUUUAAAAAAAGUUUCAAACUCAUAACAGUGCGAUCUUAUAGUGGUUUAAAAUGACUGAGUAAAUACUUAAAGUAGCACCAGUUCUCAGGCAAGGCUUUUUCCCUAAAAAAAGGUUGGGGGGGAGGGGGGUGGAGGGCUUUUAGCAGUGCUUAUACAUUUUUUAACUUAUACCAAUAAUUACAUAGGCUAGUUUUUGUGUAUUAUGCUCAUUUGAGCAAAAAAUUGAGAAAUUAUGAUUCUAUCUUUUACUUUAAAUCUGGCAAACACCUACACAGCUAUGCAACAAUCAAGUAAAUGGUAAAGAUAUUUACCCUAUUUGCAACUAGAAACGUCACUAGAGCAUAAUUCAUUAUAAAUCCCUCUCUAUUAUCACUGUAUGCAUUCGUUGUUGAGGACGCCAUUUUGGGUAACCGUGCAAGUUAUGCGCAUGCGUUUAAGUCCUGUGGAAAGAGUUCUGGGUCCCCUCCUGUGGGACCCUAGCCUGCGAACAGCAGACGCAUUCCAGGUCGUCGCUUCUCUCCCUCCGAAAAUUCGGAGGGAGAGAAGCGACGACCGAAAAUGCGUCUGCUGUUCGCAGGCUAGUGGGACCCAGGUCCCCCAGUAUAAAUGUGACAAUAAGCAGACAAAAAAUUGAUUUUGUAUUUGCCUGUAACACUUAUUUCGGGCCAAAAACAUUGGUUGCAUGUGAUCAAUAAAUGAAAAUUUCUGGUCUAGCAGAGCUUUUUUUUCCGAAAAUAGACAAAAAUUGUGCUCGUAAUGACGAGUUAUGACAAAAAAUAUGCUAGCAUAAUCUAUCAAAGGCCAUGUAUCCCCCCUUUUUUUGCGUUAAGCAGGUCACGUGACUGCGAGCUGCAAAGAACCUAUCGAUAGCAGAUGGAAGCUCCGGUGUAUUAUAGGUUCCUGUUUCCAUUUAAAAGUGGAAACAACUGUGAAACAGAUUAAAUAUCAUCGUCUCGUCUGUCAAUAGAAUUACCAGAUAUUUCAUUGAGUCUUGUUUCUUAUAGUCAACUCGCGCCUUGUGGACACCCCGCUAUAACGGAGACCCCUAAAAACGGACAGCAUAGCUAAAUUCCUGGCAAAAAUAAAUUACUGAAAUUAACGUCCGCUAUUAAGAACUCUCGCUAAUGAGGACACCAACUCGAGGUCCUUACGGUGUCCUCUAUCCUCCUCUUUGGAGGUUAGUGUAAGAGGAAGAAGUCUUAAAUUGGACUAACCUCAGAUUGUUUGAUAAUGUCAAGGAGUACUUACCACUCGCCUUCGGAUUUGGAAACACACUCCGCGAUAGAGUGCUUCAGGUUUAGGUUUUGUAGCAUUUUUCCAUCUUAAGAUGCAAACCCUCCUUAGUUGUUCGUGUUUUUUUUUUUUGUGCCUUAUGAGGCGUUUUAACAUUAAAUAUUAAAUAAAUUAAGAACAAUAGAUAAAAGAAUGAAUAAUAGGAAAUUGUAGACCAAAAUAUAAUUUUUGUUUUUCUUUUAGUAUUUCGUAGCUAACAAAAAUAGAAGAGACACCGUUCGUCAGUAUUUAAAUCCCCGAAUUCGCGCUCGUUUCGUAAGAUUUGUUCCCGUCGCGUGGCACAACUGGAUCUGUAUGAGGGCAGAAAUUUACGGUUGCGAUGCCGGUAAGUCAGAAAAUUUCCCAAUCUUUACAAGGCACUAGCACCAACUUCACGCCAAAGAAAAAUGGAUAGACUGCAAGUUAGAGCAUAUUUGAAGCUUGGUUUUGUCGCCGGAUGGCACAGUGUGCCCCUGAAUGUUAGGCUUAGUUAAUUAAAUAAAGAACACUCAAAUGUAAUGAAAAUUCCAAUUUCUUGACAGCCAUAGUCGAUAAACGUUCGAGAAACACUUCCUUUUCACCUCCCUUUAAGCCAGCUGGCAUUUCAAGAACUUCUUGUAUAUAAUUUUUUUGGAUGAUGGAGAAUUCUUAUAGCUUCAGGUGAGAACCGAUCCCACGUCCUUCCGAGUUCUUGUUCAGACGCACCAACCACUGAGCUACUGAAGCCUCUAUGGCGAGCAUCUAAUUAUAAAUAGCGUACAAGACCAAGACUGUACAAUAUAUUUUAGAAAGAGGAGAAUUCUUAUACCAGAAAGCUCAGAAAAAAAUUCCGAGCUCUAGGUGAGAAUCGAACUCACGACUCUCUGAGUGUAUAAUCUCUAUGAUAAUGACAUCUGUUCUUUAAUUUGUUGACUUUUCAUACUAGAGGAAGCAUAUCAACAGGUGCAUAUUAAUCAGUUAUAUUAUGACGUAAAGAGUUAAACAGGUAAGUACCAAAAUUUUAAUUCAACUCAUGCAUAUUUCUCUUUUACUCCUUUUUUCUUGUAUUGUAGGUGAAUCAUUACAAGAUAAACUCGAGAAGAAACUUCUUGGUAAGAACAAGAAUAAGAGGAGAACUUUGCUUGGUAUUUUGCCAAUCAUUAGUCUUUUUAACUGCUAGUUCGUCCGUUGAUCAAUCCUAUGCCCCUAUUUGUGACUUUUUUGUGAUCGCGUGGCAGCAACUAAACUUUAUAAUAUCCCACGCCGAUGACAACUGGAAAAUUUUUUUUCAAUUGUCCGCUCAAAACAGUUAUUACUUCUGGAGAUUUUGUAACUUCAGGAGGUCUUUUAUGAGUCAUGAGUCAAUGCGUCAUGCGUUAGGUCCUGCCUAGUCUCUAAGCCUCAUUAUUACACGCGGCCAAUGUGACUCGUGUCACGUGGUCCAAACGAAAAAAGUGAGCCUCGGAUAAGUAACAAAGUGAAUUGGCCGAGAAGGCCUGGGGAAAAGUCGUGCACAGACUAGGGAAAGUUAGGUCGGGGUUAGGUUUAGGGGUUAAGAAUGGGUAACUUGGGAUGGGGUUAUAGUUAGAAUUAGAGUUAAGGUUAAGGUUGACCAUUGUUCAUUGACCUUAUUACACUAAAUUGACUUGUUUUCAAGCUGUGAAUACAACUAAUACUCGUUUUGUUCUCGUAUUAGAGAUAAACAAAGAACGCUUACAGCUUAGUAUGGUCGUACCUGGAUUAUUGCGCAAUAAAUACCGCGACGAAUUUAACCUUUUUUACGGAAGGACGAUAGUUGGAUGUGGAACACCAGAUAGAGAACCUUGGUGGGGAAACUAUAGAUACCUCGCGUAAGUGCAACGUAAAUGAAACCCAGCCUUACAAAACGGUAAACUGAACUCGAUGACAUGACACCUGGCAAUUAUUCUUCCAAUUAAACUUAAUUACUAAUUGUUUGAAUUGAAUAGCCUUUCAAUAAUUGUUCGACAACAAACAGCUAAUUUCUGAUGUCUUUGUUUCCAAAGUGGUUUUGCUGGGAAGAUGCAACCUUGUUCCCCGAGGUUGCCUGUUAAAAAUUAUAACUGAGUGAGAGUUUGGGAAUGUGGUAUUGUAUACUUUUAUCCAAUUACUUUUUUAUAAGUUUUGUAGUUAAAAGAAAAUCGUUGUACUGUUAAAAGAUUGAAAUUCUCUCACUCACUGACCAAUAUCAACUUUUUCAUCGAUAUCAGUUUUAUUGAUCGUUCAUGCUUCGAUAGUACAGUAUAGUUACCUGUGAGAAUAUGGAUGAUAAGGAGAAAACAGAACGCUUAGAAUUGUUUCCUGCACUCAAAUCGUCUCAAUUCCCAUAAGAUCUUUUCUUGUUCACGUAUUAUGAGCCUUGCAAAUGUAUUUUUUUAAACUUGAAAUACAUAUUCUUGGAAAAUCUUGGCUAGCUAAAGAUAUCACAAGUAAUUUUGUAACGUAACGCUGUGCGGCCGCCAUCUUUGGAUCCGCGCAUUGCAUGUCAAUAUCCCAUGGGUCGUUAUUCAACACUUUAGAAAGAAGAAUACUAGAUUAAAUGCAAUACUCAUUAACUUUAAAUACAUACCCUGUUUGGGAAAACCCUCUAUUUUAUUACCCUGUUUAGGACAAAGGACAAAAUUCACACCGUCUUCUUUUAAAGCCAUUUAUUGCGUUUUUCUACUUGGAAAUAAAAUUCAUCUAGCAAAUCAAAUCAAUCGUACUGGCAAUACCCUGUUGACAGACUCACUCGAAGUUAUAUACCCUGUUUAGGACAGGGAGGUCAAGAACCAUAUCAUAAUCAGCCUCACAUCCCGGUAUUACCAUAUAAGGGUGUUGGCUUAGGGGAGGGGUAAGUUGGCAGUUUCCCAGAAACGUUUAAUGGGAUGUUUUUAACUACUAAGUGCCUUGCGCAUUGGGUAACGUGUCACUGUAGCGUUAUAACAACAAAAAUAGGUUAUGGUUAAAUUUCAAAUGUUAAGCACUAAGUUCUUCUUUUAUGAAAGUGUUUGUUGUGAUAAUGUGAUUCAAAUGCUUGAAAAUUUGCAGCCACCUCCUGGAUCAUGAGAAAACAUUUUGGGUACAGCAAGCAUUCAACAAUGAGUUUAACGCUUCUGGAUAUUGGCUGCUCUUUCUGCAUGAGCUACGGGUUCUUAAAACAAAAUCUGCAAAGCAUUUUGUUUGUAAAGGAAUAAUGAAAGAUGGCACAGAACUAUAUCGACAUCAUGUUAUUGCCUCCAAAAUCGGUAUGUCACCAAGGAAUCGAUUAGCUUAUCCAAGCCUUUAAAGAUUACAUAAUGUAAUAUAGUUGAUCAUAAUAAGUAUGUUAUUAUCACCACCAUUACAGAUAAUGUUACCACAUUUUUAUCUAUAUAACAGGCGCUUGGAAGUAGUGGGCGCAAGAAAGAAUCUCGCGUGUCUCCCUCUCGCGCGCCCGUUCUUUCUUGCGCCAUUAGGGUAUAAUGCUUAUGAGAGAGGGCUAAUCAGUUCAUAGUGGUAUUAGUGUUAUAGUUUUCUUUUUAUUACCUUUUAUGACCGUAUAUGCUCUUUUAAACGAGUUUCUAUAAGGUUCUUAGUGCUACGUGGGUAACAGAUCAUAGACUUUGUCAGGAGCCCAUAACUCUUAGCGGUCGUUUAUUUUAAGGUCUAUUUUAGAGCACUUUUUCUCGCGUAAAUGGAAGUUCUCCGCUUUUCCUAUGAGCGUAUUUGAAGUAUAAGAUAUCAAACAGGUAAACUGGACGUCAUUAAAAGGUAAACUAAAAAGAUAUACUAUUUUUAGGUUUGUAAGACUUGCUGAUUGGUUUUUGAUACUCUAAUCGUUCGUUCUAAAAAAACUGAUCGGUGAACACGCCGUGAUACGGGUACAUGAAAGUUGCUCACUUGGGUUAAGGACUCCUAGCCGGUUAUUGUAUUUUAUUAAAUAACAGGGAAAAGGCUAGAAGGUGGUUUAAUAGUGAGUACAUCUAUUAAUUAAACUUUUAAUCAUUCUGCCAAAGCGUUUUUCUCCGGAUCGAUUUGUAAUUUAAAAAACUUAGGUACUAGAAAUUGAACAUUGAAUUAACUCACUGAGGUUUUUUUUCCAAUCAAACGAUAAAAAGGUCGAUUUUCAGUCUGAAACCUUCGACCAUGUUCAGAUUUAAUAUUGCCAAAAAAAGUAAGUAAAUAAAUAAAUAAAUAAAUAAAUAAAUAAAUUUUUACAGAUUUACACAAAGGUACCCCAAGCUCACGAGUGACAAUCGUUGUUGCGUAACAGAAAUAUUUAAAGAGUUUGUAUGGAAAUUUUAGGGGUUAAAAAUAGUAAUAGCGAGUUUUAGAUCUGCCCUUGUUCGUUAGAUAUAUAUAUAACGAAUCGAACAACAGCAGAACUAAACUUCGCUGGAAUCGCCCUAAAACGGCCAAAAAUUCUAAGAAAACACCAUAAAUUUAGACAAGGACACAAGGUUUAGAAAUUCUGAUACAUCUUAUUACUUUUUUUGACCCCUAAAUGACGGUCGCUUAAAUCGCUAUACAAACUCUUAUGUUAUUUCUGUAACGCAACAACGAUUCUCACUCGUGAGCUUGGGGUACCUGUGAUCUAUGGGGUACCUUUGAUCUAUGGCAUGAUGUUAGCUUGUCUUAUGAACUUGAAUAAAUGGAUUUUUGCCCACUUUUUAGGAUUUGAAGCACCCGAUAGAUGGGACCCUGGAAACCCGAUUUAUGGCGAGCCAGUUUGGAACACGUUAUUUGGUAUGAAAAUAUUUUCUUUCACUUCCGCACUUGACAUGAUGUGAAUAUUUUUAGGGCUUGUUUAUUUGGAGGUGGCGUACCCCAGCUAGGUGAGGUAACCCGCGACGGGUCACCCACUUAACAUGAAAACGUGAUCAAAUAAAAAUGAGACAUUAUAUGAACAGGAGGGUUACCCCACCUAAGUGAGUCACCUCACCUACCUGGGUCCGCCAACUCCCUGUAAACAGGCCCUUUCUGGACGAACAAUUCCUUCUAUAGUGCAAACUUAAUGAAGCAAAAAAAAAAGCGUCAAUUAACGUAAGAAAAGAGUCCAAUUUCCACCGCAUUGGUUUGGAACUCCAACAUGGCCGACGUGACGUUAUGCGUUAAACGCUCUAUAAAGCUUGCCUACUCUGAAUUGCGCAUGCGUACGUCAUAUCGUGUAGCAGGCGAUGAAAUUCUCCAGGUCCAAUUUUAUAGCUUUUAAUUUAGAAUAUAUUGUAUUUACUACAUAUUCUAUUGUAUCUUAUAAAUCAACAUUACCAGGGCUUUCAUUAAUUUCAUUAAUCGUUUUUGUUCAUGUGUGUGUGUCCGUGGUGUGUGCUUUGUUGAAGGGAAUGCUUAUAUUGAGGUAAUUUGUUUGUUUUAUUAAAACUUACGAUGUAUAAUGACGUUUUCCAGGUUCUUUUACAACUUAUACGAACAAAAUGAACAGCUAUGUAAUUGUUUUUAGGAAACGCGCUUCAAUGUGAAUUCCACUGCGCGUGGAUUGCAAAAGAGCCUGUGCGAACAGUCAAACCAAAGGUCUGGAGCGAGACUGGGGAGAGACACUAACAAUACGUUUUCUUUUUCUCUCGUGCGAGGCUCGCACGUGAGACUCUGUCGCUACGUUAAAACGAUUUCGAGAAAAACCUUUGUUUUGCAGUCUGCACUGCGCGCUGCUUUAAAACUUGGCCAUUUGCAGUAGGUCACCUGGUUAAAUUCCUGUAAAUUUUCGCUGAAUCUUUCCCUUACGUAUUACAGGGCUCACAAAAAUUGUCUGUCACGAACAAAAGGAAAUUUGAGUGCCGUUAUGUGUAUGGAAAAAUUUGACUACAGUUUGAAAAUUUCAUAAUUUGCAAGGAUUUCGAAAACUUCUCAACCGUGACAGGAUGGCAAAAGUUGCCAGCAGGAGCCCAUUUUAUGGGCUCCAGUUGCCAGUGCUUCUCCCAUGAAUCCUUCCAAUUUUCGGGGCAGUUGCAAUCGCUACUAUCGAAAUAUAGGGCCGAAAAUUUGCAGGUUACCUACUUUUAACAUGUUCUAUCCGAUUCUGCCAACAUUUUUUCAAAGCGAAAGUUGAUCACGUGACCAAACCUUUGCAAACGCCCGGGGAAAUACUUCCGAAUUUCAAUUGAUGGGAUGAUCGAAGGUUUUUGUUGGGGGGUCUAAAAUUUUCGAUUCCGGGAUUUUUUUGGGUAGGAAAAUUUGGCAAGUAUUUUUUGGGUGGCUCAAUUUAAGUAUGGAUUUUUUGGGGAUAUUCAGAACAAUGUGAAGAUUCGUGGUAUUACCGCGCUCUUUCUUAAUUUACGAUUAACGAAUCAUAUCUCAUUAUUGAAUAACUUGCGUGACAGCGGACAGUGUACUGUCAUGUUAGAAUAAUGUCGCUUGAUUAUUAUUAUUAUUAUUUCUUUUUCUUUUCGUUCUUAUUUUACGUACCUUUUGCGACACUGUUUAUAAUUAUAGUCAUGCAGAUAUGCAAAUAAAGGUUAUUGUUCUUGUUGCGUAGCUCUGCGAAUAUGGUUCUACCACAGGUAACCCAGGCUCUGUGAUAGUACCACAGUACCAAUCUCGUCCCCAGGGCUUUUCCCUCAAAAAAUGCCACAGUACGGUCCAGUAAAAUUACAGUGUUUGUAUGGGGUAAAAAUAUCAUCCUAAAAUUUCUAGGAAAUACUAAAUAAAGAUAAAUAAAACUUACUCUGCAGUUAAUUCUUGUUGUCCUUAUUGCUCCAAGGAAGUUUCGUGAUAAUUUGCAGUAAUUUGUUCAGAUUCACUCUAUCUACAAUAAUAAUAUACAAGGUAGGAAACACGAGAUGCCAUUUUCGCCGACAUGCUCUCAUUCAACACAACUUUUUCCACGAAACUCCAACGGAAAAUAAACAUGCCAGGAUCGUAGAAAUAGGAUAGCAGCAGAUAUAGAAACCAAUGAAGCUUUCCCAGAUAAAGAAACGAAUCCCACAGACUUUGACAAACUCGAAGGAUAUAAUCCAAACAGACCGAGAAUAUGCUUGCCGAAGCAGCCGGGCCAGAUCAAUUAACGUGCGGCCAAGAAAAUGAGGCCUGAGCACUGUACAAAAAAAAUUCCAUCCCGGGAGUCUUGGGGUGACCUUUCUGGGGACCGAUACAUCAUUUGCCUAAAGCCACCUUCCCCUGCUGAAAAAAUACUUGAUAGAAGGAAAUUGUUCUUCCUAGCCAAUCACAAUUCGCCAGAGCAAACCCCGCACACGCGCCUAAAUUUAAAUGGCCAAAGAGAAUAAAUAAAACCAGGAUAGUCUGCCGAGUUACAAGGCGCCCCAUUUCUUUUACUAAGGAAUGCAAAUAACAGCAAUGAAACUAAUGAAACAACAACGCGAAAUACUUACAAGGCGGGCUAAAAACAAGGUUGAACAAAGGUAGAUGAUAACUGAGAUACUGUUGCUGUGAACUCUCGAGCGAAACUAUCGUAAAUAAACGGUGAAGCUUACAAAAAAAUGUCAAAAAUUAUACAGAAAAUUGCGACAGAAUAUGAAUUGCGAUAACUGAGACGAAUGUGACAGGCAUGUGCACCAGUAAACAAAAAACUAGCGGGAUUAACAUAUUUAGCGAUUAAUGCGGCCGUAACACGCCGACUUCUUGUCAAUACAACUGAACGUUCUAUCAGUUAAAUAUGUGAACCACCGUGACACGUCUCUUUGAAUUUCGUCUUGUUGUACAAAUGCCGCGGUAAGAGCCAAAAUUCACUUAUAUCUUUCGCUCGUUUUAAGUUUUGUAAAUCCUCCUUCGUUGUUAUUUCUUUUAAACUUAUAACCUUGUUCCAUUGAUGUUUGAUAGGCUUUCUGAGGACCAGCGCCAGGUGCUGAAUAUAGUUCGAGAGGGACAUAACAUCUUUAUGACAGGCCAGGGUGGUACGGCUAGGAAGAACAAUUGCCUUCUAUCAAGUAUUUUUUCAGCAGGGGAGGGUGGCUUUGGGCAAAUAAUGUAUCAGUCCCCAUAAGGUCACCUCAGGAAUCCCGGGAUGGAAUUUUUUGGUACAGUGUCCAGGCCUCAUUUUCUUGGCCGCGCGUUGAUCUGGCCCGGCUGCUUCGGCGAGCAUAUUCUCGGUCUGUUUGGAUUAUAUCCUUCGAGUUUGUCAAAGUCAGUGGGAUUCGUUUCUCUAUCUGGGAAAGCUUCAUUGGUUUCUAUAUCUCCUGCUAUCCUAUUUCUACGAUCCUGGCAUGUUUAUUUUCCGCUGGAGUUCGGGUUUCGUGGAAAAAGUUGUGUUGAAUGAGAGCAUGUCGGCGAAAAUGGCAUCUCGUGUUUCCUACCUUGUAUAUUAUUAUUGUAGAUAUAGUGAAUUUUAACAAAUUACUGCAAAUUAUCACGAAACUUCGUUGGAGCAAUAAGGACAACAAGAAUUAACUGCAGAGUAAGUUUUAUUUAUCUUUAUUUAGUAUUUCCUAGAAAUUUUAGGAUGAUAUUUUUACCCCAUACAAACACUGUAAUUUUACUGGAACCGUACUGUGGUACUAUCACAGAGCCUGGGUUACCUGUGGUUCGACCAAGUACAACAUCUUAUAUCAUUUAACGCUUUCUGAAAAUUUUUAAGGCUUCGAAAUUCGGUCUCGGGAUUUUUUGGGGGUUUUGAUUGUAGCCCCCAUUCGAUCUUCCCCGUCACUUAAACUCCGGAGUACCCCACUGGGUGCGAAAGGUCUAGUGACGUGGAACAGAAUAGUUUUCUCUUUUUCAUUAGAGUCGCCUACAAUAAUUGUACAGCAGAGGAUUGAUGUUGCAUAUGAUGGUGGAAAGCCCAUAUGGAAAAAGCCAGCAGUAGUUUACGCCAGCGGUCCAGUGGCAUCUAUAGGGGUGAUUGUCACUGGAAUACGUAAGUAUACAGCUAUUGCGAGAAAGGUUGUCGGAAAAAGUGCACGCGACAAUCCCGAAAGGUAUUGUGGGUGGUUUUGAGUUCGCUGUUCUUCAAAGAAAUUUGAAACAAUGGCACAAGAGGCAGUGGACGUAUUUUUGCGCGUGCCAAAGGAAAGCAAUAAAAGAAAUUUUGACAGCUACAGUGUCAGGAACAGUGUAUUGAUCAUAUCCCAUAUUACCUUUCGGGAUUGUCGCGUGCACAUUUUUGCCGACAACCUUUCUCAAAAUAGCUGUAUCCAAAUUGGGAAAGUACCUGAGAAUGCUGAGAAAAAUGGUGUUGAUGGAUUUUACUUAUGACAUUACUAAUAUGAGCAAGGUUCAGGGGAAAGAAUUUGCGGUCUAGAAUAGUGACACCCUUCCACGUUUCUUUCAAUAACUUUCGACAAGGACCAGGAGACGAAAAUCUGUUAACAGCUGCUGCAAAAAGAGCCUUCAAGCUAGUAAAGUUGCCUAAUUUGAAAGUGAUUUGUUGAAAAAUAACGAAGACAUAGUUCUGCAAAGUCGUGAAUUUUUUACAGACGUUUGUUUUGUGGGGUGGGGUGGGCGGGGGGGGGGGGGUGGGGGGAUUUUUGUGCCCCUACCAUGCAAACGUAACUUGACAAGCUAGAAAUGUUUAGUACUUUAACGUCGUUAUUUUUUUCAGUAUCUUUAAACAUUCCCUUGAAAAAAAACUGUUCGGGGGUUUUUUUCUACUCCCACUCGUUUCUGAACNUAUUUAUAUUUCCAGCUGCAUUUUCUUUUCGCCAAUGACUAUAACUAACAACCAGCCGUUUUUUCCUCCACCAGACUACUCGCUGAUAUCAGGACGUUUGCGAGACACCUGGAGUCCUGGGUACUAGCUGCAACAGUUGAACUUCCAGAUUAUCUGAAAAUGGGAAAAGUCCAAGGUCAGUUGUUAAACCAGCUAGGAUUAUAUUUUCUGUAGUGCAUUUAGCAAUGAAAUGGAAACAGAUUUUCCGUUUCUUUUUUUUUUUUUUUUUUUUAUUUUUUGGUUGCCUGGGUACACCCGCUCCCCCCUUUCAAAAAAGUCGGGGGUUUUGUUUGGGGGGGGGGGGGGGGGGGGGGGGGGGGGGGGUAGGGGCAUUUCUGUGCCCCUACCAUGCAAACGUCACUUGACAAGCUAGACAUGUUUAGUACUUUAACGUCGUUAUUUUUUGCAGUAUCGAUAAACAUUCCCUUGAAAAUAAACUGUACGGGGUCUAUUCUCACAUCCAGAUCGAUUCGAACCUACUUACUUCCAAGAACUAGUUCUGCGAAUCUGGCGCUCUUCCUCCGGCCUUUUCCGCCUUUCUAAUUAUGUGUAAAGCCUGGAUCACGGCAAAAUUUUACUUAUCUAAGUAUUUCUUAUUCAUUUUAUGAACAGCAUACCUAAUGGCUGGGAUGCCAAGGAGCUACAUUUCCGACCGUAAAUGGAGCUUAUCAUAUUUGGGCCAAGUCCCUCAUUAUGAACAUGUACAGUUCAUGUCCAAAAGCUGCUCCAAGCUAGCUCAGCUUCGAGGCUAUGAUCACUUUGUUCUGAGGAACGACCAGUGUUAUUCGUCACAUGCCUUGCCAGCCAACGUUUACAAGAAACAAGACCUAAAUGCGGCACCAGAUAAAAGCCAACGGGAUUUUAAUGUCCCAUAUUUCCUUAAAGGAAUGAGUAAGUUAUUUAUCGCACUUUUAUAUGAAGGGUAAAUGUUGACUAGCGUUUAUGAUGAUGUGUAUAGGCAAGAGAGGAUAAAAGGGACACAGAAGGCAUCCUCCGUACACACCCUAUUCCAUAGGUAAUUCGUCUCGAGUUAUUUUUAAGAUCACAGAUCCCAAGGGGAAUUGGACAACAGCCAAUCACAUAGCGUGAAUGUGUUCCGCGUGGAUGAUCCACGCUCAGAGCCACGCGUCUUUCACGAAUUGAGGCAGAAAAAAAUGGCGGAAGACGCGGAGAGCGAUAUUGCUAUUCGUUUUGACGACGAAAACGAGAGAUUGCUGCUAAAGCUGUGUCAGCGAAACGAAAAUUAAGAAAGAAUCGCCUUUCAUCUCUUGCAUAGAGCUAACAGUACAGCAGGGAAAUCCUUAACACACUGAUUCUCUCAGGAUCAUUUAUAAUUUACAGUUUGAAGAGAGCAAUUUCUGGUUUGAUAUUUAUUCUUUCAUUAGUCUUUUAUUAUUGAACAAAAAUAACACUUGGCGUCCUAUAAUAAUAAUAAUGACGAUUUAAUAACUUCUAGAGCGCUAUUUACAUUCAUUGAUCAACAGCGCUCAACAACUUAAAAAACUACGAUAAAAUUCAAAUUUGUAAAACUAAUUACAUGUACAUGAAUAUUACUUGCUACUUGCUUUAUUGUACAAACGACCGGUUUCAACAGACCGGCGAAAUUUCUCAUUUUGUUAAAGCACUAACGUCACGAUAACUUCGAGUUAAACUGAUUUCACGGGUUGUCAAAGAGUCGAGCGAUCCCUUUUCCCAGGUGGGCGCCGACUCAUUUCGCUUCAAUAUUCAGAAAUGCUCUCGAUCUCUUUACGCUUUUAUUGCCCUUCGCCCGACAUGUUUUGCACGGCGUUUAGUCAUGUGAAUCCUUCACGAAACAUCCACGCAGCGCGCGAGAUAACUUUAUCACGAUUCUAAAAAUAACUCGAGACGAAUUACCUAUGGAAUAGGGUGUAUAUGGGGGAUGCCUUCUCUGUCCCCUUUAUCCUCUCUUGGUAUAGGUAAUAGCGUGAUUUGUAGUGAUAUUUGGCAUAAAUACCACGAGUGAUAUUUCAAAAUUGUUAUACGAAAUUUCACGAGCCGUAAUUAGGCGAGUGAAAUUUGAGACAAUUUCGAAAUAUCACAAGUGGUGUUUAUGCCAAAUAUCACGUACAAAUCAUGCUAUUAUUUGUUUAUACUACUACCCACAAAAAAUUUGUAAUUUUCACAUGUAGGUAUUUCAAAUUAAGCUGAAAUACCACUGCUCUAAGCCAAUCAAAUUGCAGAAAUUUCUCAUGUAGUAGUAUAAAGACCUUACUUACACGGGUCUGGACAAAUUUUUGUCUGGCGGGACCUGUGUUCAGACGGAGUCCUUCAAUAAUUGUGCUCGAACAAUUUAGCAAGUUGCAAGCCAAGCAAAUGCACCAACCAGAAUAAACUGAAUUUCAAACAGUGGGAACAGCUCAAAACUUUAAAAUAAGGCUAUAAAUAACACAUUAAAUAUAGCCUGCGAGCAAGCUCUCCAAUUUGAGCGAGCGAAGCGAGUCUCGCGAGAACGCGCGAGCGAGCGGCGAAGCCGCGCUCGGCUCCUCGCUCGCGCGUUCUCGCGAAGAUCGCUUCGCUCGCCCAAACAGGAGAGCUUGCUCGCAGGCUACAUCAAAUACAAAAAGAGGAACAGAUGGACAAACAUGAACUAGAUUAAAACGGAUUGAAAAUUGUGUCUUUGAAAACUUGUUAGCCUAACAGUUUUUUACACUUUAUCUUUGUUCUCUGUAACAGUUCAAUUUAAUGCUUGGGCGACAUACUCAGUUUGACAUGAAGCUGUGAUUUCACAAUUUGCCAGUGAAAUCGUCUGUAAAGUUAAGUUCUAUUCCGAAUAAGAACUUGUAAUUGCCAAUAUUAACAAAAUGAACUAAGCAGCCCCUUUCAUUGAAUGUCAUGGCUAUGUCUACAAUCUAGCGGAUAGCUCUUGCGGCGGCAUUAAAGCCAUAUCGGAUUGGGCUUGUGAUCGAGAAUGGUGUUGUAGGCGCGGUUUCUGUAACUAACGGAGCGAAGAGUAAACCGAGCUGAUCUUGAAAGUAGAUCGUCUUAUAUCGGGUAGCCAUGGGAUUCUGUGCCAUUCUUUGCUGCAGUUUGAAUACCAGGUGUUCAUACUAUACCCGAUAACUUGUCAUUUCGACAUGAAAAGCUAACCGGUACAGUGUAGAGAUAGCUUUAGGCGAUAUUGGUUAUGCCAAUGCCAAUUCCUUUGUUGUUAUUGACCAAAAACCAAUUGGCUAUUGCUUUAAGAACAUCAUAAAAGAAAACAAAAAUCACUAAAAAACAAACCGAGUAAAACAAAAUGACAAAGCGUAAUUAUAUAAUAACUUAAAAAGAAAUCGACGUUUCUUUGCAGCUGUAGAAGCUAUCUCAUCCCGCCAAUUGUGUUUACUCUUUGUUUUUUCAAUUUAGGGAAAUUUCAGUCAUAUGAAAUCGCUUGGUAUAAGCUGAAAGCCAACACCGUUAACCAGUGGAUCCAGAUUUUUAAGUAUCAGGUCAAAGAUCCCGAUCGUGAAACUUCACUAUUAUUCACCCUGGAAACAAUAGGCGAUGACCUUAAUUUUAAUUAUUUACGAGCUCGUGGACGAUAUCGAGCCUACGACAAGACCUACUUUGGUGAUUAUUUUUCGGCAAGUCACGUGCUUGAGAUCGAUAGACUGUCAACUGUUGACCUAGGAACGUACAAAGUGAUGGUUCGAGUUCUUGCCACUGGAGCAUGGAGCGAGGCUAUUAUAGAGUUACGGCAUGAAGGUGAGGCUAUUGAGUAGAGUCCAAUUUCCAUCUGCAGUUAUUAUAUUAAGAAUUUGUCAUGGUAACAGGACUGAGUGGAGUCCAAUUCGGUCUAUAAUCAUACGAGCGAUUAACAAAAUCGGACGACCGCGUAGCGGGAGUCAGAUUUGUUUGAUCACGAGGAUGAUUAUAGACCGAAAUUAAUUACCAAUUAACCAUAACUUCAACAAAAUUUGUGAUAUAUAAGGCUCUUCUAGUUAAUCAAAACACAAGAAAUUCCAAGAUUUUGUUGCUAGCAGUGACAAAAAUUCAUUUAAGCGCGCGCGUGAUGGCGCGUACUGUCCAGUUACUUAGGCAUGACGCGUGCUGUCUAUUAAGGCUGAAAUCAGGGCAGUUGAUAGCCAAUCAGUUUUAAGAAUUUUGUUAUAGUUAUGAUUAUGAAUUAAAUAGAACGGCCAGGCUCGUGAGAUCAAGUCCGAUUUGCUUAAUUGAAGGGUAUGAUUACAGGCAGGAAUCCAUGAGCGACACUUAACACACUGAUAAUAUAUCAGCAGUUUAAAGGACUUGAGUUUUUAUUGCCUUAAAGAAUUAAAGAAAAAAAGAAUCCUUUAGAGGCGUAUCCGCCCUGGUGUGCAAUAACCUCUGCUCGUAAUGCUUUGGCCAGGCAUUGUUCCAGUGUUAUAUUUUUAAACCGGAUACCGGGAUCGGAUUUCUGUGAACACUUGAAUAAGAGUAAAGAGGGAGAAAGUAUUGGACUCGGAUUUUUGUGAACUUCAACGGUCCAGUUAUAAUAGGUCUUUUGCAUGAGUUGACCACGUGAUCAACUUUCGGGCAAACACGAAAACAGUUUGCUUUUCAAAAAAAUUUUGUUCGCACGAACUGAAAGAGCAUAUUAAAAUUAGGUAACCUGAAAAUUUUCAGGCUUAUAUCUAAAAAAUAGCGAUUGCAAACGGCAAACGGCAGAUUCAGGUUGAGAAUUUCCAAAAAUAGCAAAUGAUCAGACAAAAACAGUUUAAAUCAAUUCUUAUGGAUGAAAAUAGCGUGAAACUACUAGAAUUAACGAACAGUCCAAGAUAUGUAAAGCUAAAACUUGGUCGCGUGGUACAAAUUCAAGUUUGCCGUCUGUCAUAAACGUGAAUCUUAAGUAGCCAACCUCAAAAACACCUGAAUAGACAACGCCGAAUGAAAAUACAAUGUAUACAACUUCUUCUAAUUCUUGUUCAUUUUAUUCAAAGGUAGUAACCAUUUUGUUAAAUUUCAUAACUUAUAGAAAACUCAUCAUUCACAAAAAUGGUGUUGGAUCACGAUAACUAUGUUUUAAUAAUUUGAAAGGAAAAUAUUGAAGACAGUUUCUUAAAUAUUGCAGAGGAACCUCGAAUUUCUCUUCCUGAAACGUUUGGUGCGUGCGCAAAAGCGUCUACGGAAGUAAAAGUCACAAUGAAUGAGAAAAACUUCCGGGAUCCAAAUGCAUGGAACGUAAAUUGGUAUCAUUGGCACCGCUGGUAUGGAGGGUGGAAACGAUCGCCUACUGCUCAAGGAUCUACUAUUCUAAGAGUACCAAAACCCCUCUUACGACAAACUGGAGAGUGGUAUGAGGUGGAAGUGAGGAACCAGUUUGGUUUUGCUAAAGGUGUUUCUAAGAUCAUAGUUAUUGAAGGUAAGUUGUCUUUUGUAUUAAGGCCGAUACACACGAGGGAUUUUGCUCCUGGAACAUGCUCCAGGGGCACGCUCCUGGAGCAAAGCUCCUCCGUGUGUACCAACAAUUUCAUGGCUAUACUUCAUCCUCGGGAGUAGAAUUUCCACCCCGCAAAAUGCUCCACGAUAUUUAACAGGUUUAAUAUUUGGGAGCAAGCUCCCGGAGCAAAUUGAGCGAACUUGAAAACGCUCCCUCGUGUGUACUGACACGUGCAAAAUGAACCUGGAGCAUGCUCCGGGAGCAAAACCCCUCGUGUGUAUUGGCCUUUAUGGUACGCUUUGAGAAUUUAUUUGACUGAAUUAAAAAACCAAAGCAUGCUAAAAGGAAGACAAUUUCGAUUUUUGAGUUCGCUUUCUGGUUUGUGGAAUUUCUUUUCAAUGAAAGACGCCUAACUGAUGUGCUAGUUUUGUUCUUUGACUUUCUUUGGGGUAUCCGAGUUUUAGCUUUUCUUCUCGUACUAUGGAUCAAUGAAGGUAGAUAUAUAAUAUUUUUAUAUAUUUUAAAGGCAGUUCUGAGGCAUUUGUAACCCACAUAGAUAGUGGUAUUUAAUGAAGAAUGAUCCAUAGAUCGUUUAAUAAAUGCUACUGCGUAUCGUGUAGACAAUUAUUAAAAAUACAGCAAUUUUCUAUACUUUGUAAUUUCAGAAUAUUUAAGUGAAUUAAUUUCGCCUAUGGGCUCCUUAAAAUCAGCUGUACAGUUUUUUCCCGAGCAAAGGUUGUCUAAUAACGACGAAUUUAUAGCUGCAGAUCUCGUUAUUCCCAUAAAUCGUGUUUCACAAAGCAAAACUUGAUACUGCGCUUGCUGUUACUGCUAUUAUUUGUUUAAACUUGCCUACAAGUAGAGCUCAAUGUUUUUCAAUAGCGCGAAGUGCGAGCGUUAGAUUUUUUAUGUUUUCUGCGGCAAAAGCCAGCGAGAGAGCGGAAGCUAGCGCUGAGGGCAACCACCGGAACCGGAAACGAGAAGCGAAGGACUUUGAGAAAGUCUAUCAUUUGUUUUAUUGUAGCGCCUUCAUACUAACGUCAUGUAGCAAUUACAUUUUAGAUGUCCCUACCAUAACCUGGAUUACGCAAUCACCCCACUUUGCAGCUAAGGAUGUGAGCGACGUUUUGGAGGUGAAAAUCGAAAAUGAUAAAACCUUGGUGAGAGUUGAUUGGUACCACAAUGGCACGCUCAUUGAAAGGACUACAGAAGGCUUCGCAUUUCCUGGUAAAACGGUUAUCGACGUAAGAUACUAACCUGAGAAAACAGCCUACAUUUCCCAACGCCUCCAACGGUUUCCUCGCGAAACGACGUCGGAGAAAUGAGCGGAGAAAUUCCAUACUGAUGACGCGUCACUACCCAGAUCUGGGUAGUGCUUCUGAUUGGUCGUGCCGCUUGUGAAAUUUGCUUCAACAAAUCAGAGGCACUACCCAGAUCUGGGUAGUGACGCGUCAUCAGUAUGGAAUUUGUGCGCUCGUUUCUCAGACGCCAUUUCGCGGGGAAACGGUUGGUGGCGUUGCUAAAUGUCGUCUGUUUUCUCAGGCUCACAUCAAGAUGUGCAAUUUCGGUUUUACUGAAACUGCAGGUCAAAAAAUGAUUAUGUAGUUUUAAGAACUUUGAAACGGUUUUUUAGGAGGACAAAGCCAAAUGUUUUUGCCUCAUUGACUCGCUGUGCCGGCAUAUUUUUGACCUAACAUGUCCCUUGACAUCAGAGCCGUAGACCUCACAUUGGUUAAUCAUUGAAAAUUCACUCUGAACAGGUGUUCCUUAACAACUAUUUAAACAUCGUUAAGUUCGUCAUACACAUGUUCUUUACAACUGAUCUGAAUAUUGUGUCUCUCGCAUGCUCUAUAGCUAUAAAGGAUCGGAGCUAGUCGGCAUGCCAUAACAGUAAUUAGGGCAUCACGGCCCGGUUCCUGAAAGGCCGAUUAGCACUAAUCCAGGAUAAGAAUUUUUUUCCACUUUUUGUAUUUACUUUCCUAUACAUCGCUCAGAGUAACAUUUUGUGUUAUCAUUAACUGUAUCCCAGAGUAAAAGCUCAACAGAAUUUUGUAAGCUUGAGUUACUUGUUCUAAGACAAGGAAACCAUGCUUAAAAUUUGGCUUAAUCUUGGUUUAAGCUUAACCGUCUUUAAGGAACCGGGCCCAGUAGCUGCAGUAUUAUAUUCUGAGUCUACGAGAAUCGCUGCUCCAUUCAAAUUCAUUUCUAAUUGUCGUAUUUCUCCUUUCGAUGAUAGGAGAGAAACAUGGGUCCACUUCAUUCCGAAAAAAACUUAAGUUAUCUCGAAUCUCGUUUGAGACUGCGGGCGCUUACCGAGUUGUGGCCAAAGGAAAAUACUGCCAGUUUGAGAAGAAUGUGGAAGUUCGUGUUAUAAGUAAGUACAGUAUCCCCCCUGAACCGAGGUUGGAUUUAAGGUAUAAUAUUAUAUUUGGUUUUGUUUGAACUGACCUGAUCUCGUGGCCCAUUUUUAAACUUUUUUCUGGAAAGAUGGGUGGAUAGGAAAAAAAUGCAACUAGAAAAAUUUAGAAUCGAUGGCUCUCCCUGAUGGAAUAUGGUGAGCAAAUUGGAACUCGAGUUCUGUCAUUCAGCUGCAAAACACCUGGAAAUAGAGUUUACUCCGCUGUUGAGGAAUAGAGCAAAUUGGCUCAUUACGCAGUCUGAAAUGAAGCCGAAACACACUACGUGCUGGUGGGAUCAUGAUCAAGUAUUGUUGUUUUGUUCAAACAAAUCUGACUCUGGAAGAGGCUCGUUAAUUAAAUUCAAGCUCUGUUUUAUAUUUUACUUUUUUGCUUUCCAGUUAGCCCGCGGUUGAUAGUCAAACCACACGCUGUAUAUCUAAGGUCAUUUGAGGGCGAGAGUGAAGUGAACAUGAAUAUAACAGUCAAGGGUGGUGUUCCAAAACCAAUGGUACGUAAGCUUACUGCUAUGCGGUGACGAAUAUAGACUGCUUGUUGUUGUUGUUGUUGUUUUGGAUGAAAUUAACAAACAAACCAACAAAGUCAUGGUUCGUUUUCCCUUUGAAACGUUUAUUAUCCGAGUUAUGCCCGAAUCAUCACCUUGGGGCAUUAUGCUAAACCUCAGUGUAACGCAAACUCACCAAAAAUGCUCCUAGCUUCGAUCAAAUAUAGACGCAGUAAAAUUUAUUGAGUCAAAAUAUAAUACUGUGAACACAGAUUGAAAAACUUUGGCACUUGUUCAUUAGCCUGUUCCAGGCGUUUAAAUCGUGGAGCGCGGCGUUUAGAUGGGGAGCGAGUUAAAUCGUACGCGGGCAAAACGAGGGGAAGAAAAGAAUCGAGGGGAGACAAGUCUUCCCAAUUCGUUUUCUUUUCUCCUUGUCAAUUUUCUUGCCCGAGCUCUACUAUCUAAACGCCUGGAACAGACUACUUGUUGACUGCAGUAAUAUUAAAAAAGAUGCAACCGCUUUUGAAUUACCCUGCGAGCAGAGUCUAUCUAGGAAGAUCGAAGGAGACUCUUUUGAAUUGACAAAGAUAUAAAGUCUUGUUUUGUUUCAUAGUUGUAUUCGUAAACUUAUAGCAGCUUUUUAUAGGAGGCUUAACUGAACUUUUAGCGUUGAAAAUUAGAGCCGAGGCUGGUUUACGGAGGGGCUGACUUUUGAUACUGUAUAUCUACAGUUGGAAGACAUGGAAUGGAAAAAGGGAAGUCAGUUAUUGACCCCUUCUCGAUACGGACGCGUGAUACUGGAGACGUCCCUGAAUAAAAAAGAGGAUUGGUUCACUGUUCUUAUAAUUAGAAACCUGAAGGAAUCAGACUCUGGAGACUACACUUUCACUGUUAAAACAGGACCAGCAACUAAAGUGAUGACAAAAAGCUUGGUUGUAAUUCCUAAACACGGUAAGGACUGGACUUGCCACAGUGAAAUCCGGAUUUUUCGAAUCUUUUUGGGAAACUGCUCAUUUUCACUGGUUUUAACUUCGGCAAACUAAAUUCUUUUAUUGGCAAAAUCAGGAACACACAGACGGCUCCUUAAUAGUUUUACUAAUAUAGCACUUUUCAUGACUUUUAUACCAAUUGAUUCGAAUGAAACGGACCGAACCGAAAAGUUUUUCGGGUUUAACCGAUUGCAAACCGUUCUUAAACAAAAGUGGGGAGGAAAUUCCAUGAAUCACCCUUUUUACUUCGCUCCAUCUCAUUUGUAGCGAUUGUUUUGCUUUAGUUUAUGCUAGGCAACUCCCAUAAGUGAAAUUUAAGUGCGCGGGGAAACACUUCGGAAGUUCCUUUUCGUCUCCUUAUCAGUCUUCUGCUUUCUUUACCCCUAGAUGUACGCCCCUUAGCAAUACCUCUGUUCUUAACGAUACCUACUUAGCGAUGCCCGUGUGCUUCAUGUUUAACGAUACGUGACUUAGCAAUACCUGUGUGACCCUAGCAACAAAGAAAUUUGCUGUUUCACCCCUAAAUGAGACGAAAAGCAUUUCGAAAGCUUUCAUAAACAGCUAUGUGAUAAUGUCCCGUGAAUCGAUGACCAGUUGACAAGUGCACGCGCCUGAUACCUCUGGCAAUUUGUGACACAUCCAAUUGACUUAUCAAGUCUCUUUUAGUUUUGUUUUACUUUUUUUUUUGCAGAGUACUUUUCGAGAAAAAAUGAUGACACCACGACCACCACUGACUCUUCCAUACUGGAAACCUUGCCCACUUCCACGCCAAGUUCAGCUAGUAGUUUUUGUCCAUGGUCCACCAUGGUUUUGAACAUUUAUUCUGUUCUAUUGGUAAUAGAGUACCUCUGUUGUUAUUAA
Messenger RNA from Porites evermanni, 36161 nucleotides. The record is from the annotation of a GenBank genome assembly. NCBI's taxonomy places the organism in Eukaryota, Metazoa, Cnidaria, Anthozoa, Scleractinia, Poritidae.